Messenger RNA from Phytomonas sp. EM1, 1812 nucleotides. The record is from the annotation of a GenBank genome assembly. NCBI's taxonomy places the organism in Eukaryota, Euglenozoa, Kinetoplastea, Trypanosomatida, Trypanosomatidae.
AUGAUCAGGCCAUCGGCCACCUUGUCGGCCUCUCGACAGACCAUAGCCGUGCCACCCACUUAUGCGUUUCCUCCUUCCGGUGCGUAUGGAAUUUCAAGCAUCUUUAGCAUUGUACAAAAGUACAUGGAUCGCUUGCUUCCUAUCGAUCACACUAUGAAGGUUCUUUUGGUAGAUAAGGCUACACUGAAUAUCAUCUCCAUGUCGUGUACCCAGUCUUUCCUGCUGCAUCGAGGCGUGUUUCUAGUUGACCGGGUUCCCGGUCAUCGGCAGAGGCAUGAGAUGAAGGCGAUGCGUUGCAUCAUUUUCAUACGGCCCGAUUCAGAAACCGUUGAUGCAGCCUGUACAGAACUGCAGGCUGCGAAGUACAGCAGCUACUCAAUUGCUUUUUGCGGGGUUGCCUCAUUGGAGUAUUUGGAUCGCCUGGCGCACGCGGAUGAAGGAAGCUUGGUAACCCACGUUGAUGAGUUUUUCUGCGACUUCGAUGCCGUCAACCACGAUGCGUUUCUCAUAGAGUGCAACAGUCUGCCUAUUGAACUGCUUUCAUCUGGCUAUGUGCCGAGACAGAUCACUCGCUUGACUCAUGGUCUGGCAGCACUUUCCGUGGCGCUGCGGCGACGUCCCAUACUUCGGUUUCAACGUAAUAGCCCUUACGCCUGUCGUGUGGCGGCGGAGCUAGGCAACAUCUAUUGUAAUGAUCUCGCAUUAUACGACUACCGCAGCAAAGAUACGGUACUUUUAAUUCUAGAUCGAAGUGAUGAUCCAGUGACGCCGUUGCUAACACCAUGGACCUAUCAAGCAAUGCUGCAUGAGCAUAUUGGGCUUGAACACAACCUGCUGCGUCUCCCUGAGGAGGUGGAAAACGCGAGUGAGGAGGGCUAUGCUUUCUCCGAACAAGACGACCUCUUCUUUGCGGGUAACCUCUGCCACAACUGGGGUGAUCUUUGUAGCAACAUCAAGGCCUGCGUUGACAGAUGCAAAGAGGCACUCAAUUUAGAUCGUACCACCCUGACGAUGGACGAACUCAGACAGUUCAUGCAACGCAUGCCACAAACUAAGAGUCUUGCCGAGUCUGUGACGAAGCACAUGACGGUGGUUACACACCUUACCAAUGUGAUUAAGAGCCGAGAUUUGUUGCAUGUGUCGCUCUUAGAGCAAGAUAUAGUUGCCUCCUACUCUCCUUUAGAACAUUGGAAGAGGUUAGAAGUUUUGAUUGCAAGGGACGACAUUCAAUCUACCGACAAGCUACGUCUCUGUCUACUUUUCCAUAUGCGUUAUGAAAAACCAGAUCAGCCGUCCCGCACUGCUCUUUUUUUGGAUACUAUCAGCAGCACCACUCCCCAGCUUCUUCAAAAGUUACGCAGCUACUACGGGCGCGAUCGACUCGUCGAUCGACUCUUCGCCGACACCGGGAUUGUGGACACGAUCGUGAAGUCUUUCGUUGAGGCUGGCAAUAAUUACAUCCGUCAUGAACCAGUGUUAAAGCGCACCCUGCAGUACUUGCUAAGUGGGCGACUAGAUUCAAAUCAGUACCCUUACCUUAACAAUCCAGCUCCUCCUGUAUCCUCUAGCGUCGAUGGUAGCACGUACAAACCAAAAGAGGUUAUUGUGUUUAUGUGUGGGGGUUAUACGUUUGAGGAGGCAGCUCUGGUACGGGCUAUUAAUAGUAAAACUGCUUACAAGGCGGCUCAGAUGACCAGUUUCUGCUCGGAGGGAAGGGAAAUAAAAGUGAUCCUUGGUGGCGACUUCACUCUGAACUCGAAUCAGUUUAUCGAGCAUCUUUCACGAGUUUCGCAACCACGGCUCUGUAAUUAA